Molecule: messenger RNA, 2242 nt
Organism: Siniperca chuatsi (mandarin fish)
Lineage: Eukaryota; Metazoa; Chordata; Actinopteri; Centrarchiformes; Sinipercidae
Gene: larp7
Product: La ribonucleoprotein 7, transcriptional regulator
Exons: 13
Coding region: 172-1875 (567 amino acids)
Biological process (GO): RNA processing
Cellular component (GO): nucleus
Molecular function (GO): mRNA binding
Source: RefSeq, a predicted model, not a curated record
AAACUGCUUGCCCUGGUUCUGGUAUGACGAAUUUAUUCUGCGACAUCUCAUUGAACGGUACAAUGCCGUUCGUUUGAUGUUAGCCAGCAAGCUACUGUUUUCUGUUAUUUUUGUGUAUGCAGCACGUCAAACUGGACUGUUUUCUUAUCUCAAGUUGGUCUCGCCCACAGGAUGAUUGACACAGAGAGGGGAGCUGGUGAUGCUGGCAUCACAGAACCCAGCAGUAAGAACAAGGAGACAGAAAAAAAGAAGAGGUCCCGUGUCAAACAGCUGCUGGGUGAUGUGAAGAAGCAAGUGGAGUUCUGGUUCGGAGAUGUCAACCUUCACAAGGACCGCUUUCUGAGAAAACUCAUCGAUGACUCAGAUGAUGGAUAUGUUGAUAUAUCUGUGUUGGCGGACUUCAAUCGAAUGAAGAAGCUGACAACUGACACCAAGCUGAUUGCGAGAGCGCUGAAAAAUUCAUCUGUAGUUGAGGUUAACCUAGAGGGAAAUAAAGUAAGGCGUCAGCUUCCAAUUGGAGACAUACCAAAUAAUGUUGACAGCCGCACAGUCUAUGUGGAACUUUUGCCCAAGGAUGUGACACACAGCUGGAUAGAGAGAGUGUUCACAAAAUGCGGGAAUGUGGUUUAUGUUAGCAUCCCCAGAUACAAGUCCUCUGGGGACUCCAAGGGUUUUGCCUUUGUAGAGUUUGAGAAAGAGGAAGACGCACAGAAAGCAAUAGAGAUGCUGAACAAUCCCCCUGAAGAUGCUCCUAGGAAACCUGGGAUUUUCCCCAAGACGAAAAGUAGGAAGCCCAUUCCUCUGCCAGGUGACAACCCACCAUCAGGUGAAGAAGAGGAGAAGAAAAAGCGGAAGAAGAAGAAAAAGAAAGAAGGUGCCACAGUACAGACUCCUGCUGAUGAAGCCAAAGAGCAGGCAAUGGAAGCAGAGCCGUCAGAGCAAAAGAGGAAACGCUCAGCAACAGCAGAUUUUGAACCAGAGGUUGCUGGCACUCAGAAGGCACCAGGAAAACUGUCGGAGAAAAAAAGGCGACGGUCACAGACAGCAGAGGGAUCUGAAAGUGAAGUCCCCUCUAAAAUAAGAAAAAUGAGUGAAAGUGAAGCUGGAGAGAAGGCGAAAGGUGUAACAAAGACUAAUCCGCCGAUUGAAGGUGUCACAGAGAGCGGUGUUGAGGAAGGGAAAGAAAACAGAGAUGAUUCAACAGUGAAAGCAAAGAGGAAGAGAAAGAAGAAACACAAGGAAAAACUGAAAAUCGAGGAGGAAGUCAUCCCACUCCGGGUCCUUUCAAAGAAAGAGUGGCUUGAGUUGAAGGAUGAGUAUCUGACCUUGCAGAAGCGCAGCAUGACGUCCCUGAAGAAGUGCAUUAACAAGAUUGAUCAUAAGGAGCACAAGAGUCUUAUGGAGACAGACAAUGAUCCUAAAGAUGGAAACAUGGAAAAGAGAAACAAAAGUGAGAAAGCGACUAACCAAGGCCCUCAGUUUACCAGUGGUGUCAUCAUGAAGAUUACAGACAACAAGCAGCUUCCAGGGAGGAAGAUCAUCAAAGAUGCUCUGUGCAAAAUAUCACCAGUGGCGUACAUCGACAUCUUGGAAGGAGAUGCCGAGGGUCACAUCCGCUUUCACACCCCAGAGGAAGCUAAAGCCGUUAGUGACGCGAGAGCAGAGCUACAGAAAGAGUACAGCUGGAAGCUUGAGAUUCUGUCAGGUGACCAUGAACAAAGGUACUGGCAGAAGAUCCUAGUGGACCGCCAAGUCAAGCUGAAUCGUCCGAGGGAAAAGAAGCGGGGCACAGAGAAGCUCAUAUCCAAAGCCGAAAAAAUCAUCCUUGCCAGGGCCAGGGAGGCUACUAAGCACAUCCGUUUCCAAGAAGACUGACAGCUGCUGAAACUAGGCUUUGACAACCAUACAUGUUUAACUGUGUAGACUUUACACGAUGUGAUUUGAAGGGGACAGUUAGUGGUAAUACUUAGCUGGAAGAGAACUGGAGGCUUGAACAAGCGUAAACUAGUUAAAAUUUCCCCUUAUUUUUUUGUUUACACUGGAGCUCCCAAGAUGACGUGGGAUUUUGGCUUUCUUUUUUUUAAAUAGGCUUUUUUUCUAAAAAAAAAAAAAAAAGAUUCUGUAUAUGAUGUAAAUAUGAUUGAUUUGAAUGUUCUCCCAGUCAAGACGUGGACAAGUCAUGGCAUUACAAAAAGAUAUUUGCCUUUUUGUUUUUUAAUAAAAUGUCAUUAUUUGAUUAUUA